Molecule: messenger RNA, 2304 nt
Organism: Plasmodium coatneyi
Lineage: Eukaryota; Apicomplexa; Aconoidasida; Haemosporida; Plasmodiidae
Exons: 1
Coding region: 1-2304 (767 amino acids)
Biological process (GO): DNA damage tolerance; protein monoubiquitination
Molecular function (GO): ubiquitin protein ligase activity; single-stranded DNA binding; zinc ion binding
Source: RefSeq, a predicted model, not a curated record
AUGAUCGACACCUUCAUCUACUGGAACUUUCGGGGGAGUAAAGGGAACGCAAACAUUUUAAGGAUCUCCCUCCCGUGCAGUUACAACACCAUAAAGAAGAAAAUCCUAGAGGUGACCAACUUGAACCUACAAAACAGCUUGGAUGUCCUCCUUUACCACAACAACAGGGUGUUGAGCGAAUAUGAAAGUAUACAAAAUGGAAUGCUGGUAGAAAUCCAGCGGAGCAAUGUAGACGUGGUUAGGGAGUUGCUACAGAAAAGUAAUCAUGCCUAUUUGGAAAGGAACAAAAGUGUGCAGGACAACAGGAGGGGAACUACGCCCCUCCCCGGUGGGAGGCAAAGCGAAGUGCACGAUAAUAAGGGAAACGGCCCUACUACCGUUGGGAGCGCAUACGAUAGUGGUGGAAUAGGUGGAAGACACCCAGGCGUAGGAUCGCACGAGGGUAAACCAAGUAGCCCCGAGAUAAGCAGAGCGCCCAAAAUGAGCCGAACCGCGAACUACCCAUGCAGCAGUAAACAGCCAUGGAAUGUCUACAACAGAAAUAAUGUAAGCAUAAAGGAAAAUAAUGAGGAUGAUGAGGACAUGAAGAUCCAAGAAGUGAUGGAAAAAAAUAACCCCUAUCAUCAACGUUCAGACUUUGCCAAAUCUAGAAUGUUAAAUUAUUAUAAAAGGGACAGAAAUAAUAGUGUUUCCCAGUUUUAUGUGAAUAAUAAAUUGAAAACAGUAGCAUCCCCCUCUUCUGCUUCUGCUUCUUCCAUUUCGAAGAAUUUAAAUGCAUACAAUUCAGUGUCUUUCGCUUCUAGAGGAGAGCAGCAUUUCCAAAACGGAGUGGCAGGGGCAUAUAGUAAGUAUUACAAAAUGAGGGGUUCCCCACAGAAUAGUGGCUAUGCCAAUACAAUGAGUCAUAGCAGUUACACAAACUCGAGAAAUCAACAGAAGACAAAACCUGGUUAUAACAAUGUGAGCAACCAAGACACAAGCACAAAGUACGUUUCGCCCGAUUAUAUCUGCCACAUGUGCGGGAAAAAAGGGCAUAGCAUUAAGAAUUGCCCCAUGAGCUCUUUUAACAAUAACAAAAAGAUAAAGGUACCCACAGGAAUUCCAACGAACUUUCUCACCAAAAUUAAAGCAGAGGACAUUAAUAAGUAUGACCAGAUUUAUAUUCUGAAGGAUGGAAGUUAUGGGGUGCUGAAAGACGUUGAAGAUGUCAGUGGGAGUGCAUACCUAUAUCGCAGUGUUGAUGAUAAGAUUAAUAUUUACCUGGGUGUAAACAAUAAGGAUAAUAGGAAUGCCGACAUAGAUGGUGAUUGGGGUGCAGACGGCAGGGGCAACCCAAGUGCCAACCCUAAUGGGAACCUUAGCAGUAGUGCCCAUCAUACCGGGAAUAGCAGUUACCCUAAUGAGGGGGAAGACAAAAUCUCCAAUCUGUAUAAAUGCCUCUUAUGCAAAAAAUUGUACUCUUCCCCAACAACUCUACCUUGCUGUGGGGAAACUUACUGUAAAGGUUGCCUGCACAGGUAUAACAGAAAAAGGAAAAAUGAUUAUUCAUCUUCCCAGUUGUCCUCAUCAGGGUACCAAAACAACGGGGAUGGUAGAUCCCAAAUGAUGAAGUGUCCCAACUGUCAGAAGCUUAUAAAUUCAGAUGCCUUAAUUAUUAACACUAAUAUUAAAAAUGUAAUUGAUACAAUUAUUAGAAAUCAAAAGGUCAGCAAUGCGAAUAAGGAUGAGGAAGAGAUCGGGGGUGGGAAGUGGAGAAGGGGUGAAGACGAUAGCCAUAUGAACCACGCAACCAAUGGUGGUGCCUCGACCGGCCUAGACAGACAGAACAGAAUGGCAGCCGUCACGCCAAAUGGGGGAGUACCAUUACACAUCAGUGCGACGUCCUCGAACGGAGCAGCCAAGAUUACGUCAACAAUAGGUAUGUCUCACAUAUCAAGCGAUAAGAACACAAGCUCAUAUUACAAAGCAACCAAUGGAGUUACCAACAACAGUGAGCGCUCAUCGUUCGCUUCUGCCCCCAAUGGAAGCUUCCCACCAGGUAGUGACCUUCCUAGCAAUAACAGCAGAAUAACGGAGGAGCAAAAUUCAGUUAACAGUAGCAGCAUCUGCAACGAGAAUGAAGACGAAUUUCAGGACAACAGUUUCAACCCGCUAAUAAAUUUACCUAUCAAUCUGCUAGAGAUAAAACGCCAACACGAUUUUGCUGCAGCGUAUAUAGCCAAAUAUAGGAUGAGGCGAAAACGAAAGAGGAAAAAAACUAUCGACCUCGGAAUGCUUCUCAUGAGUAAGCGGCGCGUGUGCUAG